Molecule: messenger RNA, 888 nt
Organism: Capronia coronata CBS 617.96
Lineage: Eukaryota; Fungi; Ascomycota; Eurotiomycetes; Chaetothyriales; Herpotrichiellaceae
Exons: 1
Coding region: 1-888 (295 amino acids)
Source: RefSeq, a predicted model, not a curated record
AUGAGCGCAGACAAAGUAACCUCGCUCGCCGGCGGCCUGAGCGGGUCGGGACUGGGCAGCCUGACAGGUGCUCUCCAAGGCGGCGUCAACAACCUGGUCAACAUGGGCAGCGGAUGGCUCGACAAGUUCUUCCCGCCGGAAAAGCGUGAGGAGUGGAAAGCAUGGUUGACGAAAUUCGCCACGGAGAAGCCGUAUCUCGCAUCGUUCCUACUGUCACAGAUCGCAUUGAGCGGGCUGCCGCUGGCAUUGUUCGCCUUCAUGACGGUCACGGUGUUCAUCUUCGCGCUGCUCGCGGGUAUCCUGAUCGGCGUACUGGGUGCGCUACUGUUCGUCGUCGCCGCGGUGGGCUUCGCGCUGUUGAUUCUCCUACCCAUCCUGUUCUUCACGACGGGUGCGGCCGUGUUCAUCUGGCUGUGGGGCGUCGGCGCGUAUUAUAUCGUCAAAUGGUUCAACCAGAAGGACGUCCCGGGGAUUCAUACCGAUGCUGCGGGUGGACUGGCUAAGGCGACCGGCCUGAGCGAUUUGCCUGGCAUCAAUGGGACUCCCUUGGGCGGUGGAGGAGAGAAUGGUAGCACCAGCGCCAGUGCCAGCGGAGACGAGGCACAUCCUUCCCAGCACCAGCAACACGCGAACAACUCCAAUUCCAAGGGCCAACGUACACCGGCUAAGUUGGACAAGAAAGGUACCGGUACCGGAACUACUACCGGAGCUCAGCAGCAUCAUCAUGACGCAAAAGAACCGAACUCGCACACCAAUGCACAUCAGAGGAAGCAGGUGAAUCGCCCUUCCUCGACCGGUCCUGCGUCUAAAGUGACGGACACUGUCGAUGGCGCUGGAAAGACAGCUAAUGGGACUGUUGGAGAUGCAAGGAAGGUCGUUGGUAUCUGA